Drosophila guanche is the source of this 4729-nucleotide messenger RNA. RefSeq names its product leucine-rich repeat and calponin homology domain-containing protein (gene Lrch). The transcript is spliced from 8 exons. The record is from RefSeq and is a predicted model, not a curated record. NCBI's taxonomy places the organism in Eukaryota, Metazoa, Arthropoda, Insecta, Diptera, Drosophilidae. The coding region runs from base 402 to 3881 and encodes 1159 amino acids. Gene Ontology annotation, molecular function: protein binding.
UUGUUUUCGUCGUUUCACCCGCCUCGCAUCGCAUCGCUUCGUUCGUAUGUUCUCUCUCAUCGUUUUUCGCUUCUGUUCGUCUGCGGUGGUCGUGUGUGUGCUGUGAUGUGCUGUGUGUGAACAAACGGGAAGCAUAAGCCGCAGCAAGGAAGGAAGCCUCAAAAAGGAAAAUCCAAUUCCUGGAAACCUAAUCAAAUGAGCAUUUCUCAGCGUUAGCUGCUAGAAUUCAUAAUUCAGAAUAAAAGCAGCAAAAAUGCCUACGAUCUAAUCGCGUUUUUUUGUGUGAAUAGUUCUAGAGUUUUGAUAGUGCGUCCCCUAGCCCCGUGUGCGAGUGUGUGUGUGUGUUAGUUUUGUGUGUCGCCGUCGACGUCGCAGCCGCCACCACGCCUACACGCUCGAGAAUGGCUGCCACGGUCUACCAUCGCCUACACAGCGUCGCCGUCGGCAGCCCCAGCACCAGCUCCACUUCCUACUCCUCGUCCGCCUCGCCGGGCGCUUCCUCCUCAUCGUCGGCGCUGCUUAGUCACUCGCAGCUGACGCGCUCCCUGGAGCGCAUCCUGGAGGAGGCGCACUUCAGCGGGGAGCUAAUCCUCACCAAUCGCAAGCUAAAGGACUUUCCCAAGACGGGCACCAAGUACGCACUCACGGAUACGGUAAUUGCAGAUCUAUCCCGAAAUAGAUUCUGUGAACUGCCGGAGGAGGUGACAACGUUCGCCUUUCUGGAGACGCUGCUGCUUUACCACAACACGAUCCGCAGCAUACCGGAGUCGGUAAAGCAGUUGUCAUCGCUGACGUAUUUGGAUUUGCGCAGCAAUCAGCUGUCCACGCUGCCGCGCGAGAUCUGCUUUUUGCCGCUGCAAGUGCUGCUGGUGUCCAACAAUCGACUGGUCACACUGCCCGAUGAACUGGGGCGACUCGAUCAGACCCUCACCGAUUUGGAUGCGUCCUACAAUCAACUGUCAGCACUGCCCGCACGCCUGGGAGAGCUGCGUACACUUCGUUCGCUAUCGCUGCGCAGCAAUCAGCUGAUGUAUCUGCCGCGGGAGCUAACCUGCCUCAGCCUGGUGUCGCUGGAUGUGAGCAACAAUCGAAUAGCCAGCCUGCCGCUGGAAAUACGCCACAUGUGCACGCUGGUGGAGUUGCAACUGGAAAACAACCCGCUGACCGCACCGCCAGCUAGCCUCUGCAUGCGUGGGCUGGUGCACGUGUUUAAAUUUCUGGAAACGCAAGCCACCAAAGACGAGAAAGGCUCACGUACGGGUGGAAACUAUGAUGGCUACACCACGCUGCGACGUGCACCGCGUCACAAUUCCAGUGGCAAUGUGCUGGAGGCCAGCACCAAUAGCAGCAGCAAUCAGCGACGGCAUCAGAUCGACUCGGGCUACAACACCAGCGAUGGCCUGGACAAGCGCUGGUCGCACGACAAUCCGCCCAAGUCCAAGACAGACUCGCCGCUGCACUGCUCGUUGGCUGCCACGUUGCCAAGGGCUGUGGCACCCAGCGCCAUACACAUGCACGCGGAUCUAAUGGACGCUUCGCUCACCUCCAGCACCAGCACGAUUGUGGAUGAGAGCCUCACGCUGAGUCCCACAAAUUCGCCCUGCAAGCUCAGCUAUGCGCACUCGAACAGCUCAAGCAAUAGCUCGUCGCCGGAUCAGGAUGAGGAUCUCAUGAUGGAUCAGGACCCACAGGAACGCGCGCUGCAUGCCAGCAAUGGCAAGACCAACAAGAGCUUGAGCAACAUUCAGACAUACAAAGAAUACAAGGAAGCGCUGAAGCAGCAGCGCAAUCAGGAGGCCAGCGUCUACAAACAGAAGCAUCCGAAUGCCAGUCAUAGUCCCAAUGAUUAUGAGGAGGAUCAAACGCCAACAGCAACCAAUAGCCAACCAACAGCUGCCCUGACCAAUGGUGCUGGCUGCAACACACUGCCAAAGUCCAUCAUGAAACAAUCGAGUCUAAAUGGUCACAACGGCAAUGGAAAUGGCAAUGGAGUCGAUGAUGUUAUUAUACCAAAGAAACCCAUACAAAAGGUGAUACCCUCGCGUAAUACAGAGAUUAAGUCUGCAAACGCCACAGGCAAUGCCACUGCCGGUGCCAGCUCCGAUUGUUUGGGCUAUGUGAAGCCGCAGAGUCCCAUGAAGAAUGGCACCAACAAGUUCAAUACGUCCAAUGGUGGUGGUGGGGCAACAUCUUCAUCAGUUACCACCACCACCACGAGUGUCAUAAUCAAAUCCCCCGUAAGCAGCACCACCAAGCUGGGCACCGUGAAGACUCAUCGUUCGGUGACAUGGAAUCAUGAUAUACCCGCGGAGAAGCUGAGCUUCACGAUGCGUCGCGAGUUUGAUCGACAGCGUGAGGAAACUGAAUUGAUGUCGCAACUAAGAAGUAUCAUUGAAACUCGUCUAAAGAUGACCCUGCCCGUGGACAUAGCAUCGGCAUUGACCGAUGGCGUUAUUCUAUGUCAUUUAGCAAACUAUGUGCGUCCGCGAUCAGUGGCCAGUAUUCAUGUGCCGUCGCCUGGUGUGAACAAGCUGACAAUGGCUAGAUGUCGGCGGAAUGUGGAUAACUUCUUGGAGGCAUGUCGUCGCAUUGGCGUGGAUGAGGAGUUGAUUUGCUCCUGUGAAGAUGUUGUGCCACAAAUUGAACAACAACAAUUGCCACGCGCUGACGAUGACUAUGAUGCUGAUGUGUAUGUCAACAGCAGCAGCAGCAGCAACCACAACAACAACAGCAGCUAUAACAACGAACAAAAGAACGAUCAUGAUGAUGAUGAUGAUGAUGAUGAUGCUAACGAUGAUGCUGCUUAUGCUGGCCGUGUGCCAAAUGCAUUAGCCCUACUGCACACAGUGUCCGCUCUGAUUGCCUUGGAUGCAAAUCCACAUCAUCAGCAGCACAUACAGCAAGAGCUGCACCAAAGACUGCAACAGUUGCAGCACGAGCACGAGCACUUUGAGCACGAGCAAGAGCAAUUAACUGAGACAACCUGCAGCCAACAGCAAGAACAGAUAUUGCAGCAACAACAGCAACAGCUAGACCAUGUUUUAUAUGAGAAUUGUGAGCUUAUCAAUGGCAAAGAGGCUCAAGCCAAGGCUAGCGAUGAUGUGGGUAGCCAUCAAGUGGCCAGGCAGCAGCAGCAGCAUCUAUCGGCAGUGGGGCAAAUGCUGCGCACGGCCAAGCAAAAGACCUACGAGAAGAUCAAACAGAAUCUGCUCAGUGCACACGGGCAGCACAGUUUCCAGAGCGGCAGCAGCAGCAGCAGCAACAAUAACAAUCAUCGCACAUUGCACACCAUAGUGGAGAGCGAGCAUGAUGUGGCCACCGCUGGACCGGCUGGUCACUAUCAACUCAUCGAUGAGAAGCAAAAGCAGCAGCAACACUCCGAGGAGUCCAAGCAACAGGCAGCAGCAGUCCUAGUUCCCGUCUCCGCUGCCGCAGCCAAAGAAGCCAUCAGCAAGCGCAUAGAAUUCUUCGAACAGCAGCGAAAUGGCAAGCCCCCCGUGGAGGUCUUCAGCAUCUAUCGCAUUGCAGAGGACAAACAGCAGCAGGAGCAGCAGCUACAGAAACUAAAGUCCAAGGACAAUGAAGCUGGAAUUUCGUUGCUCAAACAUGAUUCGCACACCCUCACUGUGCUGUUGUCAUGCGUUUUUAUAGCCACUUUCCUGUGGCUAAAUCUCAUAUGCUGCGCUGCCGAUGUGCUGGAGGGCAAAGGUGCUGUCCAGGUGGCCAUUACGGUCGGCGAACUUUUUCGGCUGCAUGGCUGCGGGGCCGUUUGUGCAGCUAGCGGCGGCGGUGGCAGUGGCAACAACAGUGGAGCAGCGACACCAACCAAAUCGCCAACCAGGAUGACGCGGGGCAACAUGUCGCCAACGCCGAUGGCCUAAAGGGAUGCCACAACGAAGGAGAGGAAUUGCGGAGGAUCAUCUGCUCUUGGAUAGCUGAUAAAAAGGGUUUCCCAAUGGCCGCCAUAAACAUAAUUUUAGAACACACACACACUUAAUUCAUGCACACAUUAUAUCGCACUAGCGUGUGUGCUAAUCUGUUGAUAUUUCUCGCGCUCUCUCUCACUUAUUUUUCUAGGUUUGUAGUUUAUUUAUGUACAUACACAACAAGGAAACACUCACGGAAAACAAAACAAAGAACACCAAAAACGACAAAGAAAAAAAGCAAACAAAACAAAAAAAAACACAAACCAAAACAUAUUUUUAAUGAAUUUUAAUAUGUUUUGGAAAUUUCUAAAAGUCACAAAAACGUUAUUUAAUUCGAAUUUCCGUUUUGUUGUUUUUGAGCGCACCAUAUAGGCUUACGUCUAGCAAGCACGAAAGUGUGUUAUAAACUGUUAUAAUUUCGUUGUCAUACCACUUACAUACAUUAACGAAUGUCUUGGCCAAAAUUUCGACUAGCGUUUGAAUAGCAUGAAUACUGAAUAUUGAAUACUGUUUUAAGUAUAUCCCCCACACACACACACAUAUGAAUAAACAUCCAAAUAUAUAGUUAGAUAUAUGAAUCUGUCAUAUACAUACACAUAUAGGAAACUAAUCUUAUGGCAUAUUUAUUAUGUAGCUUAGCUGUAGUCGAUCUACGUUUAACUGUGGUACAACUUUUCUACCAGCUCUGCAUCAUUUAUACGAAUCGAAUUGUAUCAGCAGACACAUAAGUCGUCGAUUAUAUCCAUUCAAAUUCAUUAUACAAAUAUCAAAUAAAGAACAACUGAAAAAGUGUCAUACGUUUC